Solanum lycopersicum (tomato) is the source of this 819-nucleotide messenger RNA. RefSeq names its product Tau2. Gene Ontology annotation, molecular function: protein binding. NCBI's taxonomy places the organism in Eukaryota, Viridiplantae, Streptophyta, Magnoliopsida, Solanales, Solanaceae. The record is from RefSeq and is marked provisional.
AUGGGGAAUGUUAAUGGAAGAGAAGAAAUUGAUCAAUCUAGUGUUGGGAUACAAGAAACUAUGGAUGCUAGAGAUGGUGAAUUUAUGGGUCAAUCUCCACCUUCAAGUCCUAGGGCUUCUCAUUCUCCAUUGAUGUUUAGACCUCAGAUGCCAGUAGUCCCUUUACAAAGACCCGAGGAGUUGCACAUCUCAAACCCUUCGUGGAUGCAAAACACCUCAGGGUACGAAGACUUGAAUGAGGAGAAAGGAGUUCCCACACUGAUAUCAUGGACCUAUGAAGGCAAAGACAUUGCCGUUGAGGGAUCAUGGGAUAAUUGGAAAUCAAGGAACAUUUUGCAAAGAUCUGGGAAAGAUUUCACCAUUUUGAAGGUGCUUCCUUCCGGAGUUUACCAGUAUAGGUUUAUAGUUGAUGGACAAUGGAGGUGUUCCCCUGACUUGCCAUGCGUUCAGGAUGAAGCGGGGAAUACUUACAAUAUUUUGGAUGUGAAGGAUUAUGUACCUGAAGAUAUCGAAAGCAUUUCUGGUUUUGAACCUCCUCUUUCCCCAGAUUCCAGCUACAGUAACUUGGAACUUGGAGCUGAGGACUACGCCAAGGAGCCACCUUUAGUUCCACCUCAUCUACAAAUGACUUUGCUUAACGUUCCAUCAUCUCCCAUGGAAAUUCUUCCACCUCCUUUAUCAAGACCUCAACAUGUCGUACUUAACCACCUGUACAUGCAGAAGGGAAAGAGUAACCCAUCUCUGGUAGCACUCAGUUCAACUAAUCGAUUCCUGUUCAAAUACGUGACAGUGGUACUUUACAAGUCCAUACAGAGGUGA